AUGUCGACCUCUCCUUCACAUGAUCCUUUAUCACCAUCAUCGACUAAUGAACCUCUCAUUACAGCGAAACAGCGGCCCUUCGUUAAUCUCCUCAUGAAAAUUCAAGAAGAUAUUUCGGCAAGAAGUUACUCCCAGAUAGAAUCUUAUACUCAAGCUAUUUUGGAAUUGGAACAAAAACCAAUCCAUCAUCACGAAAACAAUGAUCAAGAUAACAACACCUUGAAGGCUUUUAAUUCCAUCAAGGAAAUUGGCAAGUUAUGGCUUGCGUUAGGAGAGUUGCAGUUCGGAUCGGAGACUAUGGAUGAACAAGCCUUGUCCAGUAUUGAGAAGAGUCUAUCGUAUGAUAUCACGAGAAGUCGAGCUCACUUCUUCAAGGGAGUGAUAUCGAGUUUUUUGGGACGAUUUGAAGAUGCUCUACAAGGGUUUGAACAAGCAAUCUUGCUGGAACCAGACAAGGCAACGUAUUGGUUUGAAAAAGGACGAUGUGUAUUGACAAUGGCCACCACAAACAGGGAUAGCAAUACAACAUCAAGGUUGGUCGAAGGUCUUGAAUGUUACAAGAAGGUGAAAAGUUUGAGUCGAGAACAAGCCCUCCAAUACGAUCUCACAAGUUCUCUAUUUAAUUUAGGAAUGAAGUUUACAUUUGAAAAAGAUUUGGAACAUGCUCUCGAGUCAUUCCAAGAGGCAGUAGAAUUGCAACCUGAUGAUUUACAAAUUCAUGGGAAAAUUGUGCAACUCUAUGAAACUCUCAAUCAAAAAGACAAACGAGAUGAGAAAGUGAAAGAAAUUUAUGCCAUGUACAAGAGAAAGGAAUUUCCAAACGAUAUGACAAGAUUCUGUAGAGAUCAAUUCGAUAUUAACUCAUCUCCAGAAGCAGAAGGAAAGAAUAUUCACGUAUUUGUGUAUGAGCAUUUUGAGCUCGUUGGAAACAAUGCUGUGAAAUUUGUUUUCCAAUGCACAGAUGAAGCUCAAAAACAAGUUUUAUUGCGUAUUUCUUUGGGAAGUUAUGAAAUGACAAAUUCACUGAUGAAAGAACUACGUGGUUUGGCCGACAAUCAAAGAGUCUAUCACUUGGAUGGAUACUAUCAUGGUAACUUGCACAAAACCUUUGGGUUCUAUGAUGGAACCGAUGAUGGGCCUGCCAUGAGUUAUGAUGACUUGAAGCAAAAAGUGGUUGGAAUUUUAGAUGGAAGUAAUGCAACCGUCAUGUCCUCUUCGACUGGACCCAAUCGAUUCAUUUAA
This is a messenger RNA of Naegleria fowleri, 1242 nucleotides long. RefSeq lists its product as uncharacterized. Gene Ontology annotation, molecular function: protein binding. The record is from RefSeq and is a predicted model, not a curated record. Lineage: Eukaryota; Heterolobosea; Eutetramitea; Acrasida; Naegleriidae. Bases 1 to 1242 code for a protein of 413 amino acids. The transcript has a single exon.